CUAUGAAUGACGUUAUAAUAAAAGCUGAACAAGCGUGGUGGUAGUGUUGACUGAAACUUUUAUCGACGGAAUAGUCAUGAAUGCAAUCGCGGAUAUUGUUUUCCUCUUGUUAUUGGUUACGGUGAUAGGUACCGAUGCAAUUCGCUGCUAUCAAUGCAGCAGUGACACGGACUCCAAAGGCGAAGAUGUAUGCGGAGCAUAUGCAAAAUUUAACAAAGAAAAGAAUAUUGCCGUUGAAUGCAACAGUGAAGAGUCUCACAUGCCUGGUACAUUUUGUGUCAAAGUAACUCAUCAAAGUCCCCGUGGCUUUAUUUGGGACGGUAGAUGGCGACAAGUGAUCCGCCGAUGCUCUUCCGUAGCCAGUACCGGAGUUACUGGCGUUUGCAACUGGGGCGUUUAUGAAAAUGGGGUGUACUGGGAAGAAUGUUCUUGUUCAGAAGAUUCUUGUAACGGAGCAACACUGCCGUCAUUGUCGAUGAUAGUUUCAUUGCCUCUUAGUAUCGCAAUGUGCAUCUACUCUUUAAGAUAAAUAUUGUUACUAUACCAAUUCAUAACGUACAACUUAUCACGCGAAGUAGGAGGAGCAAGCUAUACUUGUCAAUGAAGGACGUAUUAU
This is a messenger RNA of Dufourea novaeangliae, 616 nucleotides long. RefSeq lists its product as uncharacterized. Gene Ontology annotation, biological process: regulation of synaptic transmission, cholinergic; positive regulation of voltage-gated potassium channel activity; sleep. The record is from RefSeq and is a predicted model, not a curated record. Lineage: Eukaryota; Metazoa; Arthropoda; Insecta; Hymenoptera; Halictidae. The transcript is spliced from 3 exons. Bases 77 to 529 code for a protein of 150 amino acids.